AUGGCUCGAAAAGUGGAAAAUGUGGACAUCCUUGACAUGGAGUUGUAUUUUCCUUCACAAUACGUGGAUGAAAUAGACUUGGAAAAAUUUGAUGCAGUCGAUACAGGCAAGUACACCUUUGGACUUGGUCAGAGUAAAAUGGGUUUUCGCUCUAAUAGAGAAGAUAUUAAUUCAGUAUGUCUUACUGCCCUACAUAGACUUAUAGAGAGGAAUAACAUUAAUUUACGUGAUAUUGAACGCCUUGAGGUUGGUACUGAAACUAUAAUAGAUAAAAGCAAAAGUGUAAAAACCUUUCCUGUGACAUUAUUUGCUAAAGAAGGGGCUACUGAUGUAGAAGGGAUGGAUUCUACCAAUGCUUGCUAUGGAGGUACAGCAGCUCUUUUCAAUGCAAUAAAUUGGGUUGACUCAUCCUCUUGGGAUGGUAGAAAAGCAAUUGUGAUAGCAAGUGAUAUUGGAGUGUAUGGAAAAGGACCUGCUAGACCAACAGGAGGUGCUGGAGCUAUUGCAAUGUUAAUAAGAACAGAUGCACCGUUAGUUUUUGAUUGUGGUGUUCGUGCAUCUUAUAUGACACAUGCUUAUGAUUUUUAUAAGCCCGAUUUAGCAUGUGAAUUUCCUUAUGUUGAUUGGAAAUUGACUAUUAAAUGCUAUUUAAAUGCUUUAGAUAAUUGUUAUAAUCUACUUUGCAAGAAAAUGAGAAAUGUUGACUCUAAUUUCAAAGGUCUGUUGAGUUUGUAUGACAUGCUGUUUCAUAAACCUAAUUGUAAGUUAGUGCAAAAAUCAUUAGCUAGAGUGUAUUGUAAUGACUCCCUGAAUGCAUUACCUAACGUUUGA
This is a messenger RNA of Parnassius mnemosyne (clouded apollo), 831 nucleotides long. Lineage: Eukaryota; Metazoa; Arthropoda; Insecta; Lepidoptera; Papilionidae. The record is from the annotation of a GenBank genome assembly.